Molecule: messenger RNA, 1147 nt
Organism: Arabidopsis arenosa
Lineage: Eukaryota; Viridiplantae; Streptophyta; Magnoliopsida; Brassicales; Brassicaceae
Source: the annotation of a GenBank genome assembly
AAACCCGUGUUGGCAAAAGAUCUGAAGAUAUGUUCUGUUGCGGUGGUGCGGAUGAGGAACCCGCCGGUCCGCCCGCAAACCAGUAUGCAGCCCCUCCUAACAAGGCCGGAAAUCCCAAUUUUGGCGGUGGGAAUAGAGGGGAACCGAGGAAUCCGAACGCACCGAGAUCAGGAGCUCCUGCAAAGGUUUUGCCCAUAGAGAUCCCUUCUGUUGCAUUGGAUGAGUUGAACAGAAUGGCCGGUAACUUCGGAAACAAGGCACUGAUCGGUGAAGGUUCUUAUGGACGUGUCUUCUGCGGCAAGUUUAAGGGAGAAGCUGUUGCUAUCAAGAAGCUUGAUGCUAGCUCUUCUGAAGAACCUGACUCAGAUUUCACCUCACAGUUAUCGGUGGUAUCGCGGCUCAAACACGACCAUUUUGUGGAGUUGCUGGGGUACUGCUUGGAGGCAAACAACCGCAUUCUCAUCUACCAGUUUGCAACCAAAGGUUCUUUACACGAUGUAUUACACGGGAGAAAGGGAGUGCAAGGGGCUGAGCCAGGACCGGUGCUGAACUGGAACCAAAGGGUGAAGAUUGCAUAUGGAGCAGCCAAAGGGCUUGAGUUCCUUCAUGAGAAGGUCCAGCCACCAAUAGUCCACAGGGACGUGAGGUCGAGCAAUGUCUUGUUGUUUGAUGACUUCGUGGCCAAAAUGGCUGAUUUCAACUUGACCAAUGCUUCCUCCGAUACUGCGGCUAGGCUUCACUCUACUCGUGUUUUGGGAACAUUCGGCUACCACGCUCCAGAGUAUGCAAUGACAGGACAGAUAACGCAGAAGAGUGAUGUGUAUAGUUUUGGUGUUGUGCUAUUGGAGCUCUUGACAGGAAGAAAACCCGUAGAUCAUACCAUGCCUAAAGGCCAACAAAGUCUUGUUACUUGGGCAACACCGAGACUAAGUGAAGACAAAGUGAAACAAUGCAUAGAUCCUAAGCUUAACAACGACUUUCCUCCCAAAGCGGUCGCCAAGUUGGCAGCCGUGGCGGCCUUGUGUGUUCAGUAUGAGGCAGAUUUCCGACCAAACAUGACCAUCGUUGUCAAGGCACUUCAGCCUCUUCUUAACUCUAAACCGGCCGGUCCUGAGUCUACGUCCUAAACUAAACAAUUUACCAUUUC